Molecule: messenger RNA, 588 nt
Organism: Talaromyces atroroseus
Lineage: Eukaryota; Fungi; Ascomycota; Eurotiomycetes; Eurotiales; Trichocomaceae
Exons: 3
Coding region: 1-588 (195 amino acids)
Biological process (GO): fungal-type cell wall organization
Cellular component (GO): plasma membrane; cell cortex of cell tip
Source: RefSeq, a predicted model, not a curated record
AUGUUCUGGUUUGAUCCAGAAGUCGUCUGGGGCCUCAACGGAACCGGUGCUGAUGCCCUCUUCUCGAAUGGAUUGAAAAAAGCCUUUAAUUCAUACCACACGGCAUCUAAGUGGAUGUGUAUCGCUUACAUUAUUGCAUUAUUGUCUACUGGCGUGGAGUUGCUGGUUGGUAUUUCUGCAAUUUUCAGUCGCUUGGGAAGCUUUGCCACCAGCUGUGUAGCCGGCGUGUCGACCUUCUUCACGAUAGCAGCCGCCAUCACAUCCACAACCCUCUUUGCCACAUUGGAUAUUACUCUGGACUCAGCCACAAAAGAAUAUCAAAUCCGGUCCACUCUGGGCACUCGAAUGUUGGCCGUCACAUGGAUAGCCGUUGCAUUUCGAUUGCCGGUGGCAUCCUCUGGGGGGUUAGCUCGUGCUGCGUCCCCAGUCAAUCGUCCGGCAGUUCCAACUCCAUACCUGGGAGCAGGCGGUACGCACCCAGAGGGGACUGCAUACCAAGCUCCUCUUCUGUCUCGUCAGGCUGGGCCGCAAAUUACUUCCAGCACUUAUGAGCCUUUCCGGCACACUGGAUUGGAGGAUGGCGCUUAA